Molecule: messenger RNA, 727 nt
Organism: Cajanus cajan (pigeon pea)
Lineage: Eukaryota; Viridiplantae; Streptophyta; Magnoliopsida; Fabales; Fabaceae
Biological process (GO): negative regulation of catalytic activity
Molecular function (GO): pectinesterase inhibitor activity
Source: RefSeq, a predicted model, not a curated record
UGAAAGUAUUCUACAAGUUUAUAUAUAACACUACUUUGAAUUCACAAGCUAUAGAACACAGCGAAUAUGACCUUCUCUAUCACCAUGCCUAGAGUAAUAGUUCUUCUUCUACUUCUCAUUUUGUCACCACCAUUACUUAUUCACCAAGCCAAAAAUUUAGUUGUAGCAGAUGAACAAUUGAUUCAAACUUUAUGCCACAACUCUGAGACACCUAAAACCUGUAUGAGUUGUGUGCAAUCUUCUAAAGGUUCUGAGAAAGCUGAUGGUGUUGGAAUAGCCACAAUAGUUGUUGAUUGCAUCAAGGACAAGGCAAAUACCUUGGCACUCAACAUCACAAACUUGGCUUCCACAUCACAUGGAGAACUCAAGUCAAUUUAUCAAACAUGUGCAAACGACUAUGGCUACCACAUUGCAAAGAAAGAGUUAAUUUCAUCCACCCAUGCCUUGCAGAAUCAUGAAUAUGACAAUGCUGAAUCUCAUGUGGUUACAGCUUUACGUUUGGAUCUUUCUUGUCGGACGAAUUUGGAACAUUACCAUAGCAAAGUGCCAAAUGGGGUUUUGUAUGAUAUGAAGAUAUAUGAGGAGCUCUCUGAGGCUGCUUCUAGAAUAAUUGAAAAGCUUUAUGUGUAAGGGUUUUGAUGCCACAAAAUUGUUACACUUAUGUAUGCUAGUUCGUCAACACCUAUUUUCAAUUAAAUAAUGAAUUUAAAUUCAAAAUUUGUUAUUA